Columba livia (rock pigeon) is the source of this 2532-nucleotide messenger RNA. RefSeq names its product lysyl oxidase like 1 (gene LOXL1). The record is from RefSeq and is a predicted model, not a curated record. The coding region runs from base 149 to 1816 and encodes 555 amino acids. Gene Ontology annotation, molecular function: copper ion binding; protein-lysine 6-oxidase activity. Gene Ontology annotation, biological process: peptidyl-lysine oxidation; collagen fibril organization. The transcript is spliced from 7 exons. NCBI's taxonomy places the organism in Eukaryota, Metazoa, Chordata, Aves, Columbiformes, Columbidae.
GCCGCCGCUGCUGCUCCCCCCGCGCUUGGCUCCCCCGCCCGGCCCCGCUUCCCUCCCGCCGCCGCCGCCGGGGAGCGCGGCCGCUCCGCCCGCCCCGGGAGCCUCUGCACCGGGGCUGGCGGGACCCGGCGGGCAACGGGGAGACGGGAUGGCCCGGCGGGGAGCGUGGAGGCUGUGGGCAGCGCUGGGCUACGGGCUGUGCCUGCUGGCGGGCGGGCAGGAGCCGGCGGGCGGCGGGCAGCCCUGGAGGCAGCUGAUCCAGUGGGAGAACAACGGCCGCGUUUAUAGUUUGCUCAACACCGGCGCUGAGUACGUCCCGGCGGGGCAGGAGAGACCCGGAGGGAACCGGUUGAUGUUGGCGGGAGCGGUGACCGGAGGAGCGGGGAACGUCCGGCGACAGGCACCGGCGGUACCGCCGCGCCCGGGUUCCGAAACGGUGCGGGGACAAACGCGACAUCCCUUCGGCUUCGGGCAGGUGCCCGAAAACUGGCGGGAGGGACCGGUGGGCGAUAGCACCGCUUCGCAACGGGUACGGCCCGCCGGCCGCUCCCGCCAACCUUCCUCCUCGUCCUCAGCCUCAUCCUUCGCCUACGCCGCCGUCGGGCAGCCCGCGUACCCCCAGUUCCCCUUCGCCCCCCAGUAUGAGCCCUACGAGGCGCCCCGGGCGUACGAUGAGACGUACGCCUAUUACCGCAGCACCGGCACCGGCGGGGCGGCCGUGGCGUCGGCGGCGGCGGGUGCCAGCGUGGUGUACCCCUUCCAACCCCGCGCUCGCUACGAGGACUACGGGGAGGAGCAGAGCCCCUAUAGAGCCCAGGGUUACUACCCGGCGGCCGAACGCCCCUACGUGCCUGCCGCCCCCCAGCCGGUUGAUGGGCUGGACCGUCGCUACUCCCAUAGUUUGUAUCAUGACACGGGGGCUUCACCGGAGCAGAAUGGCCCGGACUCAUACACCAACCAGCAACCCAGCAUCGCAUCGACCGAUAACCUGCAAGCUCCUACCGGGACGGGGUACAGGGGCCAGUACCCCCCGUAUGAGCCGCAACCGCCUUUUCGGGCACUGGAGCCUUAUGCGGUUCCUCGCCCCGAGCCCUACCUGCCUGCCAGGAGCCCCGAAAUGCCACAAGCCGUCCCUGAUAACCAAGCCCGAGUCAGUGUGGGCAGCGUCUACAGGCCCAACCACGGUGGACGGGGUCUCCCUGACUUGGUGCCGGACCCCAACUAUGUGCAAGCGUCCACCUAUGUGCAGCGAGCUCACCUGUACUCGCUGCGCUGUGCCGCCGAGGAGAAGUGCCUGGCCAGCACGGCCUACACCCCCGAAACCACCGACUACGACGUGCGGGUGCUGCUGCGGUUCCCGCAGCGGGUGAAGAACCAGGGCACAGCCGACUUUCUGCCCAGCCGGCCCCGGCACAGCUGGGAGUGGCACAGCUGUCACCAGCACUAUCACAGCAUGGAUGAGUUCAGCCACUACGACCUGCUGGAUGCCAGCACGGGGAGGAAGGUGGCCGAGGGACACAAAGCCAGCUUCUGCCUGGAGGACACCACCUGCGACUUCGGCAACCUGAAGCGUUACGCCUGCACGGCCCACACCCAGGGCUUGAGCCCGGGCUGCUACGACACCUACAACGCCGACAUCGACUGCCAGUGGAUCGAUAUCACGGAUGUGCAGCCGGGGAAUUACGUCUUAAAGGUUCAAGUGAACCCCAAAUACAUCGUCCUGGAGUCGGACUUCACCAACAACGUGGUGAGGUGCAACAUCCACUACACUGGGCGCUACGUCUCCACGACAAACUGCAAGAUUUCCCAAUCUUGAUGGGAGCAGCGCCAGCGGGACGUCACCUGCCCCAGCCUCUGUCCCCCUCUCCAGAAAGUGCCUGAGCUGGUUCCUCUGUCCCACCGGAGACCCCAUCAGCAGCUCCUCAAGAGCCCCCCCCCAAAAAAAACCCCCAAACAUUUCUUCACGUUAAAAGGCGGGGAAGCGAGAAUGACUCUUUGAAAUAUUUUUUUAUACUUAACUUUUCUUUAACCUUUGUUUUUUGUGGUUUGUUGUUUUUUUUUUCUUUCCCAAUUUCCUGAGGGAAACUGAUGCUGAGUUUUAGCUGGAAUAAAGGCAGGGGGGUGUAAAUACUGUAUAAAUUAUAUAAAUCGCAUAUUAGCAAUAGAGAGCUCUGUAUUAACCCCUUCUGCAUUUUUUGGGGGGGUGAGGUGGCUCCGGUGAUGCCACCCCCCCUGGGGGGAAGAAGACAGCCCAAAUUUGGAGGUGCUGCCCUGGCAGGGAUGCUCGACCCCUCUUCUCAAGGAGGCUGCUACGCCGGGAUGCUCCGGUUAUUUUGGGGACCAAAGGUGCUGGAAAUCCUGUUGCCUUAAUGGGGGGCUCGCUCCGUCCGUGCAGCUUUUGAAAACGGGGAGGAGGUCCGGGAGCCCUUUGAGAUGACUGGAAGCCUUGUUUUAUUGUUGUUAUUAUUAAUAAUAUUAUUAUUAUUUUCACGAGCUUUACAACCGGAAAUCAUUAAAACACUUUGCUUUGGA